Molecule: messenger RNA, 1617 nt
Organism: Mandrillus leucophaeus (drill)
Lineage: Eukaryota; Metazoa; Chordata; Mammalia; Primates; Cercopithecidae
Gene: SPDYC
Product: speedy/RINGO cell cycle regulator family member C
Exons: 9
Coding region: 1-1617 (538 amino acids)
Biological process (GO): positive regulation of cyclin-dependent protein serine/threonine kinase activity
Molecular function (GO): protein kinase binding
Source: RefSeq, a predicted model, not a curated record
AUGAGGAAAAGCUGCAGUGUUGGAGGAGGGGGAGCUGCACCGCUGACCCUCCGGUGGAGGAGAUGGGUUCGGACGCGCGCCCCGCGGGAGUGGGCGGGGAACGUCAGCCUGGAAUCCUGGGGUCCCCCGACCCCCGGAGUAGUGUCAACUCAGAGCACCACAAGAACGGCCGACCGGCAGAGAGCAGCAGCGGUUCGGGAGAAGCCGGGUCGCCCUCGCGGCCGCGCACCUGUGAGCACUAGGAGUUGCGGGCGUCGCAGGCAGGGCCCAGGCUUGAGCAGAGCGGCCGCACCGGCGUCUGAGGUCUCCGGCCAGCUGACAGGCCGAAAGCGGGCGGCGGGGCUGAGGGCCGCGCCCACUCUGGAGCCCUCAAGGGGAAGGUUCGGGUCCCGACCCCAACCACAACUCGGGCCAGACUUCGCCCCACUCACCAGGAACGCAGCGCCGCGAGCCCGCUCAAUCCGCGCGACUGCGGCGGCCGCUACGGUUAACAACACUCCCCACCCCCUGCGAACCGGAACUUCGGGGGUCAGACACCUCACUUCCGGCGGCGCGGGGCGCGGCGUGGGUCGUACCAAAUGCGUCCUGCCCUGGCUCGCACUGCGCGCUACGUGGGUCCAUAGCAAUGGUGUCACCACCGUAUCUGGGGCUCGUGUCUACGGGGAAGGGCUGGGCAAGAGGUCCGAGAGGUGGUCAGAAGGCUAUAUAAGCCCGCUCGCUGUCUACGCGGGCGUUCUGCUCUGGGCAAUUCCUGAGCUCGGGUCAACCUGCCCCAUCUCCAUCUCUUAUGAGAUGAGUGACUCCCAAGACCCCACCACUUCCCCUGUAGUUACCACCCAGGUAGAGCUGGGGGGCUGCAGCCGGCAAGGUGGGGGCAAUGGGUUCCUCCGUUUUCGCCAGCACCAGGAGGUCCAGGCCUUCCUCAGCCUUCUGGAGGACAGUUUUGUCCAGGAAUUCCUCUCCAAAGACCCCUGCUUCCAGAUUUCAGAUAAGUAUCUCCUGGCCAUGGUGCUGGUCUACUUCCAGCGCGCCCACCUGAAGCUCAGCGAGUACACCCACAGCAGCCUGUUCUUGGCCCUGUACCUUGCAAACGACAUGGAGGAGGACCUGGAGGGGCCCAAAUGUGAGAUUUUUCCAUGGGCCUUGGGAAAAGAUUGGUGUUUACGAGUGGGGAAAUUCCUGCACCAGAGGGAUAAGCUUUGGGCACGGAUGGGUUUCCGGGCUGUUGUGAGCCGCCAGUGCUGUGAGGAGGUCAUGGCAAAGGAGCCAUUCCACUGGGCUUGGACUCGGGACCGGCGCCCCCACCAUGGUGGGGUUCAGAGGGUCUGUCCACAGGUCCCUGUUCACCUUCCCCGGGGUCCUGGCCUCUCGCCGCCCCACUGUUCCCCCUGUGGCUUGCCCCAGCACUGCAGCCGCCACCAGCUUAAGCCUGUGUCAUCCAAGUGCCCUUCUCUGACCUCGGAGUGUCAUCGUCCUCCUUCCCAAAAUUAUCUCUCAAGGGUCAAAAACGCCUGGGGUGGGGACUUUCUCAUCGUCUUGCCCCCGCAGAUGCAACUGGAACCAGGCACCUACUCCCUCCGCAUCUUCCCAAAGCCUCUGGCACGCCCUGGGCACUGA